AGACAAUACACACCACAACCACAAGAAACACGGUUUGUCUUGUAGCACCCAAAGAUGCGUAAAGCUCUCCCAACCAAGUCACUAUUCACACUUUCAGGUCUCCAUUACUUUUGAAGAGUCUUCUCCACUUCUCUCCGAUCGUCCCACUGUAGCCGUUAUACACUUCACUGAUCUAAACCGAGAAAAAACCCACCUACCAGGUACCACCACCACAUCCUAUCUCUCCCAUUUUUGUACGCUCAAACAUACAGAAUUUAAUUUUUAAAAAAAGCUCUUCAGAAGAUAAUGCUGCUUUCUGUAGCUGAACCAGAAGCAGAGGAUGAGGAGCUCAACCUGAAUCUCCUGUUCAAUGGCAAUCUUUAAGCUUCCCAUCCUCUUCUUCUUCCUCUUUAUUGCCUUCGCCGAACUUCCCAUUUCAUCCGCAGCUCGCCAAGACAACGAGCCAUUUGUGGGUGUCAACAUUGGUACUGACGUUUCGAAUCUGCUUUCGCCAUCGGACCUCGUCGACUUUCUUCGGCUUCAAAAGAUAACCCAUGUUCGGCUCUACGAUGCCGACCCCAACAUCCUCAGAGCCUUGGCCCGAACCGAUAUUCGGGUCGUCAUCGGCGUGCCCAACAACCAGCUCCUCGCAAUCGGAUCCUCUCACGCCACCGCCUUCUCCUGGAUCAGGCGAAACGUCGUCGCUUACUACCCCGCAACCCUUAUCACAGGAAUUUCCGUCGGUGACGAGGUUCUGAGUACUAUACCUUCUUCGGCUCCUAUUCUUCUCCCCGCAAUUCAAUCCCUCUAUGAUGCCCUCGUUGCUUCGAAUCUCCAUAACCAGAUCAAGAUUUCGACCCCUCACGCUGCCUCCAUCGUUCUGGAUCCUUUUCCUCCGUCGCAAGCUUUCUUCAAUGAGAGCCUCGUCUCUGUCAUCCUUCCUCUCCUUCAGUUUCUUUCCAAAACUGGGUCGCCGUUGAUGAUGAAUUUGUACCCUUACUAUGUGUUUAUGCAGAACAGAAAGGUCGUUCCUCUGGACAAUUCAUUGUUUAAACCGUUGACGCCGUCCAAGGAAAUGGUCGACCCCAAUACUCUGCUUCACUACACCAAUGUUCUGGACGCCAUGAUUGACGCUGCUUAUUUCUCCAUGAAGAACUUGAAUGUCACAGACGUUUUGGUUUUGGUCACUGAAACAGGGUGGCCUUCCAAGGGCGAUUCAAAAGAACCUUUCGCUACUAAAGACAACGCAGACACCUACAAUUCCAACCUAAUCAAACAUGUUUUUGAUCGUAGCGGUACCCCCUUACACCCAGAAACAACUUCAAGCGUGUAUAUAUAUGAGUUGUUCAACGAAGAUUUGAGGUCUCCGCCGGUGUCGGAGGCGAAUUGGGGCUUGUUUUAUGGCAACACUACGCCGACUUAUCUGCUUCAUGUGUCGGGAAUCGGGUCUUUUCUGGCGAACGAUACGACGAACCAGACAUACUGUGUGGCCAUGGACGGGGUCGAUUCAAAGACAUUGCAGACGGCGCUGGAUUGGGCAUGUGGACCUGGAAGAGCAAAUUGCUCGGAGAUACAACCUGGGGAGAGUUGUUAUUAUCCAAACAAUGUCAAGAAUCACGCUUCUUAUGCGUUUGAUAGCUAUUAUCAGAAUCAAGGCAAGAGUGCUGGGUCCUGUGACUUCAAAGGAGUCGCCAUGAUCACAACCACUAACCCCAGUCACGGGAACUGUCUAUUUCCUGGAAGUAAAACUUUGACGAACAAGACAAAGCAAGUGGUGAACUCUACACAGUUGAGCAGUGGAGGAGAUAGGAUAAGGCUGAGAAGCUUCAUGAGUAUCAGAAUGAGUGCUGUUAUUAACGAAGGCUUGCACAAUUUCUUGGCUUUUGCAUUUCCCUCUAUGUUGUUAUUGUUGCUUUUGUAAUGGUCGGCCAAUCAGAGUGGCAAAUAAUUCAAUUUCUUGUUUUUUUGGGGGCUAGUAUAAUUUUUGAGAUGUUGGAUUAAUAAGGGAGGCAAAAUCAAAAAAGUAGUGGGGAUUUGUGGUUGUUAUGUGGGUUAAACAGUUUUUUUUAGGUGGGGGUAGAGUCAGUAAUUUGUGGCUGGGUUUUAUUUAUUAACUAACACUUGGAUUUCUUUUUUAGUGUAUUUGUCAAUAGCUUAUUUUGUAACAAGAGAAGAGGACAAUAAAAUGAAGAGGAGAUUAAUUUUCGGUUUAAA
Messenger RNA from Prosopis cineraria, 2193 nucleotides. Its product is annotated as glucan endo-1,3-beta-glucosidase 1-like. Gene Ontology annotation, biological process: carbohydrate metabolic process. Bases 350 to 1900 code for a protein of 516 amino acids. The record is from RefSeq and is a predicted model, not a curated record. Gene Ontology annotation, cellular component: plasma membrane. The transcript has 4 exons. Gene Ontology annotation, molecular function: hydrolase activity, hydrolyzing O-glycosyl compounds. NCBI's taxonomy places the organism in Eukaryota, Viridiplantae, Streptophyta, Magnoliopsida, Fabales, Fabaceae.